AUGGAUCCCUUCGACUCAGAAUCUCGGGCUCAGCAGCAUAGCAGUACGCGUACAUCGCGGAAUGGAUCAUCUACUACUCAGAUACCCCAACCUCGCCCAACGGAAGAUGGUAACAGAACUAACUGGCAGAGGAUGCAGCAGGAAGGACCAGACAGGCCACAACGCUCUUCCAGCCUACGUAGUCCGUAUGAAGGGUCCUCUACACUGUCAACAUCUCAGGCACGGCGUGUGGUGCCCCCGAGCCCCCUCUCCAACCUGUGUUGGCCAGACUCAGAUCCUAGUGUCCAACCCCCGCCGCAGGCAGCGCCCAAUCCUACUGAGUCCGUUGCACAAACGUUUCCUCCUGCUUCCUCGGUUUCCCAGGCUCCCCGACUGGAGGACUCGCCCCUAGUGUGCCCACCCACUCCUCGCCUUGGUCCUCCCACAUACCCUGUGCGCUCCUCCACCUCAUGGAGUGUAAUGUCCGGAGAUCACUCUCUAGAGCCCCCUUCUAAUCUCCUUCCUCGUUCUACGCCCCGUAUGCUCUCCGCGAUCUUCCGGAGUCUAACAGAGAGGGAUCAAUCUGUGGAGCGUCCUUCCACUCCCCGUCCGGGCCUCACGCGCCGUCGGAGCCUUUCACCCCGUCCAAGACUCUCGCCCCCUCCGAGCAGACCAAAGUGGACUUACCCGCCCGGCCACCCCGCGCGUGGAUCAGAGCCUCUGGAAGCUCGUUGUUACCCCUCGAGUUCGUUCGGCGAUCUCAGCUCUCUGCGAGGCUGGCUUACCGCACUUUAUGCGGAGAGACCGUGUGAGCCGUUGGCGCCGGCGAGGGCGCACUCGCACAUUCGUCCGCCAUCCCUUUCUCACCAGCACACACACAUCAUGUCCGCCAUCCUCCGUCCACAAGCCGCACGCGCCAUCGCCCGCGCUGCCCCGCUCGCUGCGCGCGCAGCCGCCCCGCAUGCACGCACACUCGCUACCACCCCCGACCCCACGCACCCCACGGAUGGCCCCAGGCCGAACAACAUACCCACCCCGACCAAGGGUGGCAACGGCAUGUACUGGCUAGUGGCCGGUACCGGCGCUGCCGUCGGCGUGUGGUACUACAUGAACAUGGGGACGCCCGAAGACGUCCACGUGCGACGAAAGGCCGAGGAGCAGGAGGUGCGUGUCAAGACGGGCGAGGCCGUCGAUGCAGGGAAGCGCACCGCGAAGGACGCGCUCAAGGAGAGCGAGCAGGAGUAUCAUAACAUCAAGGCAUCCGGCCAAGAGAAGCUCGCGCAGGCCCGCUCCCAGGCGAGCUCACUGGCGAGCGAGACGAAGUCCAGCGCGCAGCAGCAGUACGACGCCGCGAAGGCUUCCGCGGCGAGCACUUACGGCGCCGCCGCACACAAGGCGGAAGCUGCGUACGCGGACGCUGCGCACAAGGUUGACGAGACGCGGCAGAGCUGGGGCGCAUGGUUUGCCAGCUGGUUCGGCUACGGCAGUAGGAAGGCGGACGAGGCGAAGCGUGAGGCUGCUGCGCAGGUCGCGCAAGGGGCUGCGAAACUCGAGAAAGAGGCUGCGAAAAUCGAGAAAGAGGCUGGGAAACGCACAUGA
Molecule: messenger RNA, 1578 nt
Organism: Sparassis crispa
Lineage: Eukaryota; Fungi; Basidiomycota; Agaricomycetes; Polyporales; Sparassidaceae
Exons: 7
Coding region: 1-1578 (525 amino acids)
Source: RefSeq, a predicted model, not a curated record